UGUCGAUCUACUUAGGGAAUCAUCAGUUGCUCUUUGUCUUCUCAGACUCUCUCCCAUAUCACAAACCUCCACCGACUCCCGGUCCUAGCAAUCGCCUUCUGGGAGUUCCCACGCCUCCACGAUGCAUAUCCUCGUGUCCAACGACGACGGGCCGCCGUCGCCUCACUCCUCGCCCUACGUCCACUCCUUCGUCCGACACCUCCAGAAAGCAGGCCACACCGUCUCCGUCUGCGUCCCCCACACGCAGCGCUCGUGGAUAGGCAAGGCGCACCUGAUCGGCCAGACGCUCAAGCCCGUCUACUACCGGCCGUCUGCCCACAGCCACGGCGACGACGCCGAGGGCACGACGCACGCCCGGCCGUCGCCCUCGGGGGCCGUGGAGGAAUGGAUCCUGAUUGACGGGACGCCGGCGUCGUGCGUGCAGAUUGGGCUGAACCACUUCUUCCAGGACCGGGGCCCCGUGGACCUGGUCGUCAGCGGGCCGAAUUUCGGGAGGAACAGCACGGCGAUAUUCGCCCUGAGCUCGGGCACGCUGGGGGCCGCGCUGGAGGCCGCGGGGUCCCGGUACAAGGCCAUUGCGCUGAGCUUUGCCUUCUUCUCGCGGAACCACGACCCGGUGAUUAUCGAUGCGGCGUGUCGGCACAGCGUGAGGGUGAUUGAGUACCUGUAUAAGCAGUGGCCGACGGAUGGCAGCGCGGAUCUCUACAGCGUCAAUGUGCCGCUUGUUGAGGGCGUGGAGACGCAUCAGACUGUGUGGACGGAUAUACUCCAGAAUUACUGGACCAAGGGCGGUUGCUUUGAUGCCGUCGACGGUUCGGCUGAUGACGAAGAUCUCGAGGAGGAGAGGAUACGGGAGGGGCCGGGUGGUGAGGUCGACGGCGAGGCUGAUGUGGCGAAUGCUCCAAAGGGGCAUACGCAUAAGCACUUCAAGUGGGCGCCCAAGUUUGCAGAAGUCUACAAGUCGGUGGAAGAGGCGGGGCCGGGAUCAGAUGGAUGGGCUGUCAAGGAAGGGCAGACAAGUGUCACGCCUCUCAAGGCAAACUUUGCUACCUGUGCGGGAGACAGGGCGACGAAGGAGAUUAAGCUUCCUGAUUCUACAGAAACUCCUACAACGCAGUUGGCGGUGCGGGAGAAACCCAAGGAGGAGUCGAAGAGCAGGAUUCAGGCCAUUGUAUCAUACGACGACCCCUAUGUCCAGCCCCUCAUCGUAUCUGCUCUCAACGCCGUGCUGCCCAAGGACAGCUUCGACCUCAUCACCGACAUCUCACCAGAGAACUUCAACUUGUCAAGCAUGCUCCCUUCGCCAGACACCCGCGUUCUGGAAAUCGUCCCUUACGAAUCCAUCGACUUCGAGUUUGCCUCCUCCCACACAAAGACCUGCCUCAUCAACAGCUACAUGAUUCGAAAAGCCCUCAUCAGGAAGCACUACCUUUCCGCAACGCUCGACCACUGGGCAGCCAAGAACCCCGAUUCCAUCCUCAAGAAGCAUCUGAAGCGUAGCGAGGCAUUCGAGGUAGACUACGCCGAGUUUCUCGACGAUGCCCUCGUCGAAGCAUUUGAUCUCCGGGAAAGCAUGGACCGCAAUGAGGAUAAGGAGCCGAGUGAGCGCGAGUGGUGGAUUCUCAAGCCGGGCAUGAGUGAUCGAGGGCAGGGCAUCCGCCUGUUCAGUACCAUGGAGGAGCUGCAGGACAUUUUUGAUGGCUGGGAGGAGGAGCGACCGGAUAGCGACGACGAGGAGGAGAUUGACGACGACGACGAGGCCCCAGGGGGCGGAGCAGCGGACGAGGAUGCCCAAGGCGACUACAUCACAGCGUCCCAUCUGCGUCACUUUGUGGCUCAGCCAUACAUCCACCCUCCGCUACUGCUGUCUCCAGUAGGAGGUCACAAGUUCCACAUCCGGACCUAUGUGCUCUGCACGGGCAGCCUCGACGUCUACGUGUACAAGCACAUGCUCGCCCUCUUCGCGGGCAAGCCCUACACCCCUCCGUGGACGGCACCCGACGACAUCGAGGCCUUCCUGACCAACACCUGCCUGCAGGACUCGCCCAACGAGAACACGGUGCGGCGGUUCUGGGAGCUGCCGCUGGAGCGAGGGGCGCUGGAGGCUGUGUUUGAGCAGGUCUGCGGGACGACGGGCGAGGUGUUUGAGGCGGCGGCGAGGGCGAUGCCGAUCCAUUUCCAGACGCUGCCGAAUGCGUUUGAGGUGUUUGGGCUGGAUUUCUUGGUCGAUGCGGAUGGGGAGGCGUGGCUGUUGGAGGUGAAUGCUUUUCCGGAUUUCAAGCAGACGGGGGGCGAUUUGAGGGGCAUCGUGGAGGGGUUUUGGAGGGGGGUUGUGGGUGUUGCUGUGGGGGGGUUCUUUGGGGUUGAUGGGGUGAAGAGGGAGGAGGAGGAUGGGGAUAUGGUUUCUGUGAGGAGGGUUGAUUUGGGGAGGAGGUGA
Messenger RNA from Trichoderma reesei QM6a, 2437 nucleotides. RefSeq lists its product as uncharacterized. Gene Ontology annotation, biological process: protein modification process. Gene Ontology annotation, molecular function: hydrolase activity. Lineage: Eukaryota; Fungi; Ascomycota; Sordariomycetes; Hypocreales; Hypocreaceae. Bases 122 to 2437 code for a protein of 771 amino acids. The transcript is spliced from 3 exons. Gene Ontology annotation, cellular component: P-body. The record is from RefSeq and is a predicted model, not a curated record.